AGCGCACCCGUUCAUUCGAGUGCCAGCGCGUGCAGUGAUUAGCAGUGAGUUUGCCAUCAGUUUCUCGGAAUCGUCAGCGUAAUCAAAUUGGAAAUGUAUCAUCGCACAAAUCAAACAGUUGACCCUGGCCUUGAUACGAUAGAGUGCUUUAUUUGCGGCGCUGAUACUCCUGCGAUGUCGGGUAUCGUUUUGCAGAACUGUGGCCACUCGUUUUGCAUUGAACAUCUCAAGUACACUAUGCAGUACGGGGAAGUACCCGACGUGGACCGGUGUCCGUAUCCGUACGGGAAGUACAUUUGCAGGAAGCGGCUGGACCCGGCUGAAGUGCAGUUUGUACUGCAGUAUGGUUUGGGAACGCAGGACGUUGAAGAUCAACCAAGGAUGAAUGCAGAAGUGCCAAGUAUGACGACAGAUUUCGAUCAAUUACGUGUUGCGUCGAGAUCUGCAAAGUUUCCUGAAUUUGGCGAAAGUAGUCGUCAAGUGAGCCCGACGAAAUCACCAUCAUUGAAAGACGAUGCUCAGACUGAUCUCAUUCGGAACUUAAGGCCGGCCAAGUGUCUUCUAUGUGGAGACGACUUGAAAGUGUACAAAGGAUUAGUUUUGACAAGAUGCUUCCACAGUUUUUGCAAAGAUUGUUUGAGGGAAUGGAUAAAAGCUGGACUCGAGUUUGAGGUCCGAGUUGUCUGUCCCGUUUGGAUGGGUGAUGGUAGUCACUGUCGGACAGUGCUAGGGAAGAAAGUAAUCAAACAUUUACUAUCACGGGAGGAUUACGAGCUAUACAAAAUGAAAAGUUUGGAAAAGUCCGAAAAGAACGACUUCAAUCGAAAUCAGACCGAAUCGAAGGUUGAUUCCAUUGAGUGUCCAUGCUGUUCCAGCGUUAUUUGUAUAGCCUGCAAGGCAAUUCAUCCCGGACUAAACUGCACCGAUUACCAAGCUCAGUUGAAGAAGGCAGCCGAUGAGAAGUCUUCAGCAGAUGCCAUCCAGGCCCUGCUGGAAACAGGGGAAGCAAUGCUCUGUCCAAACUGUCAAGUUAUGCUCAUGAAGGUAGACGGGUGUGAUUAUGUUCAGUGUACGAUUUGUAAGUUUGAAAUUUGCUGGCGUACUCGAGGUCCUCGAUGGGGCCCGGAUGGAUCGGGUGACAUCAGCGGCGGAUGCCGUUGCAAAGUGGAUGGCGCGAAAUGUCACCCCAAAUGUAAGGGCUGUCAUUGAAAGAAAUUUUCCUCUCUCUUAAAUUUUAUGAUAAAACAAGAAUUAUGAAAUGA
Molecule: messenger RNA, 1262 nt
Organism: Culex pipiens pallens (northern house mosquito)
Lineage: Eukaryota; Metazoa; Arthropoda; Insecta; Diptera; Culicidae
Product: ranBP-type and C3HC4-type zinc finger-containing protein 1-like
Exons: 2
Coding region: 94-1209 (371 amino acids)
Biological process (GO): proteasome-mediated ubiquitin-dependent protein catabolic process; protein linear polyubiquitination
Cellular component (GO): LUBAC complex
Molecular function (GO): ubiquitin binding; ubiquitin-protein transferase activity; metal ion binding
Source: RefSeq, a predicted model, not a curated record